AGGAGAAGGAGGAAGAGGAAAACAAGACAAACAGCCAGUGCAGUGGAGAGGAACGUGUGUCCAGUGGUGCUAGUCCCUGCGGAGCUGGUAGCCAGGAGUCGAGUUCCCUGCCUACCCCCAAGCCUGCAUCAACCUGCCACCUCCCUGCUGAGGCCAUGGGCCCAGGGGCUCUGCUGAUCCUGCUGGUGGCCACAACCUGGCAUGGUCAGGGGGUCCCAGUGAUUGAACCCAGUGGCCCUGAGCUGGUUGUGGAGCCCGGCACAACUGUGACCCUGCGAUGUGUGAGCAAUGGCAGUGUGGAAUGGGACGGCCCCAUUUCUUCUUACUGGACCCUGGACCCUGAUGCCCCCAGCAGCGUCUUGACCACGAACAAUGCUACCUUCCAAAACACGGGGACGUAUCGCUGCACUGAGCUUGGAGACUCCCUGGGGGGCAGUGCUACCAUCCACCUCUACGUCAAAGACCCUGUUCGGCCCUGGAAGAUUCUGGCCCAGGAGGUGACGGCGCUGGAGGGUCAGGAUGCGCUGCUGCCCUGCCUGCUCACUGACCCGGAACUGGCGGCGAGCGUUUCGCUGGUGCGGGUGCGUGGCCGGCCUGUCUUGCGCCAAACUAACUACUCCUUCUCGCCCUGGAAUGGCUUCACCAUCCACAAGGCCAAGUUCAUUGAAAGCCAGGACUACCAGUGCAGCGCUCGGGUAGGCGGCAGGACAGUGACGUCGAUCGGCAUCCGGCUUAAAGUGCAGAGAGUCGUCCCAGGGCCCCCAACCUUGACACUGAAGCCUGCAGAGCUGGUGCAGAUUCAGGGAGAGGCUGCCCAGAUCGUGUGCUCAGCCAGUGACGUUGAUGUCAACUUCGACGUCUUCCUCCAGCGCGGAGACACCAAGCUCUCCAUCUCUCAACAAUCUGACUUCCAUGAGAACCGGUACCAAAAAGUCCUGACCCUCGGCCUCGAUCACGUAGGCUUCCAAGAUGCUGGCAACUACACCUGCGUGGCCAUCAAUUCCCAGGGUGUCCGCUCCACCUCCAUGGUCUUCCGGGUGGUAGAGAGUGCCUACUUGAACUUGACUUCUGAGCAGAACCUCCUCCAGGAGGUGACCGUGGGUGAGAAGCUCGAACUUAAAGUCAAGGUGGAAGCCUACCCGAGCCUGAAAGGUUUUAACUGGACCUAUCAGGGACCCUUCUUUGGCCACCAACCCAAGCUCAAUUUUGUAACCAUCAAGGACACAUACAGAUACACCUCCAUCCUCACCCUGCCUCGCCUGAAGCCCUCCGAGGCCGGCCGCUACUCCUUCCUGGCCAGCAAUGCCAGACACGAGGAGUCCUUGACUUUUGAGCUCACCCUUCUAUACCCCCCAGAGGUGAAGGUCACGUGGACCCUCAUCAAUGACUCUAAAGCCCUGCUCUGUGAGGCCUCUGGGUACCCCCAGCCCAGUGUGACAUGGGUGCAGUGCAGGGGCCACACUGACAGAUGUGAUGAGACCCAAAUGCUGGUCCUGGAGGACCCAAACCCUGAAGUCCUAAGCCAGGAGCCCUUCCACAAGGUGAUCGUCCAGAGCCUGCUGGCCACGGGAACCUUGGAACACAACAGGACGUAUGAAUGCAGGGCCCACAAUAGCGUGGGGAACAGCUCCCAGGCCUUCUGGCCCAUCUCUGUAGGAGCCCACACGCAGCCCUUGGAUGAGCCCCUCUUCACACCGGUGCUGAUGGCCUGUCUGUGCAUCAUGGCGCUGCUGCUGCUGCUGCUUGUGCUGCUUUUGUACAAGUACAAGCAGAAGCCCAAGUACCAGGUGCGCUGGAAGAUCAUCGAGAGCUACGAGGGCAACAGCUACACCUUCAUCGACCCCACCCAGCUGCCCUACAACGAGAAGUGGGAGUUCCCCCGAAACAACCUGCAGUUCGGUAAGACCCUUGGAGCCGGUGCCUUUGGGAAGGUGGUAGAAGCCACAGCCUUUGGUCUGGGCAAGGAAGAUGCUGUCCUGAAGGUGGCUGUGAAGAUGCUGAAGUCCACGGCUCACGCUGACGAGAAAGAGGCCCUCAUGUCGGAACUGAAGAUCAUGAGUCACCUGGGCCAGCACGAGAACAUAGUCAACCUUCUGGGAGCCUGCACCCAUGGAGGCCCUGUCCUGGUCAUCACCGAGUAUUGCUGCUACGGCGAUCUGCUCAACUUUCUGCGGAGGAAGGCUGAGGCUAUGCUGGUUCCCAGCCUGAGCCCAGGCCAGGACCCUGAGGUGACCGCUGGCUACAAGAACAUUCACCUGGAAAAGAAAUACAUCCACAGAGACAGCGGCUUCUCCAGCCAGGGCGUGGACACCUAUGUGGAGAUGAGGCCGGUCUCCACUUCUUCAAAUGACUCGUUCUCUGAGCAAGACCUGGACAAGGAGGACGGGCGGCCGCUGGAGUUGUGUGACCUGCUUCACUUCUCGAGCCAGGUGGCCCAGGGCAUGGCCUUCCUCGCUUCCAAGAACUGCAUCCACCGUGAUGUGGCAGCCCGAAACGUUCUGCUGACCAGUGGGCGUGUGGCCAAGAUUGGGGACUUUGGGCUGGCUAGGGACAUCAUGAAUGACUCCAACUAUAUCGUCAAGGGCAACGCCCGCCUACCUGUGAAAUGGAUGGCCCCAGAGAGCAUCUUUGACUGUGUCUACACCGUUCAGAGCGACGUCUGGUCCUACGGUAUCCUCCUCUGGGAGAUCUUCUCACUUGGACUGAACCCCUACCCUGGCAUCCUGGUGAACAGCAAGUUCUAUAAAUUGGUGAAGGAUGGAUACCAAAUGGCCCAGCCUGCAUUCGCCCCAAAGAAUAUAUACAGCAUCAUGCAGGCCUGCUGGGCCCUGGAGCCAACCCACAGACCCACUUUCCAGCAGAUCUGCUCCCUCCUGCAGGAGCAGACCCAAAUGGACAGGAGAGAGCGGGACUACAGUAACCUGCCCAGCAGCAGCAGUGGCGGCAGCAGUGAGCCGGAGGAGGAGAGCUCCAGUGAGCACCUGGCCUGCUGUGAGCAGGGGGAUGUUGCCCAGCCCCUGCUGCAGUCCAAUAACUACCAGUUCUGCUGAGGAGGUGACAACGGAAGCACUGCCUCUCCCCUCCACCAAGCUUCAACUCCUCCAUGGAUGGGGCACCAUGUGGAGAAAAAAGACUCUGCCCUUAAUCAUUUCAGCCCAGUUCUGAAACUCAGGGCCACGGGAUCCAUGGGAGAUGGGAGAGGAUCCCACUUCCAGGGCCUGAGCCAUCACUGCCAGUCAGGGGCUGGGGCUGAGCCCCGCCCUUUCCCCCAGUUCUCAAUGCUGUGGCCUCAUGUUUGCUAUGCCAACUGGGGUAACACCCAGCUCACUCUUAACCUGUUCCCACUUCCAGGAGUAACCUUCCCUACUUCCUCCUGUCUCGAUGGAAAAGGACUGGUUUUGUGCCUAUGACGUCCCCAGGAGCAGCCUUGGAGCAGAAACCCUCCUUUGUAAGAAUCUAAUUGUCCCACUCUGCCCUCUACCCUUCUCUCCACAGCCCCACCCAGGGUCUGGUACCACUGCAAUGAGCCAGGUGGCAGCUAAAAGCUUGGGGUGUUCUGCCCGGUCCCCUGUCAUUCUGAGCUGGAAGGCAGGGGACCCAUGUGGCUGGCCACACCAAGCAAGCAGCACACACUCCCUCACGUUGACUUAGACUCAUCAUAACUAACAAUCAAUCACGCUGUGGGAGGUCUGUCAGCAUUAAACUAACCACAUUAACUCA
This is a messenger RNA of Camelus dromedarius (Arabian camel), 3720 nucleotides long. RefSeq names its product colony stimulating factor 1 receptor (gene CSF1R). Gene Ontology annotation, cellular component: plasma membrane; signaling receptor complex; CSF1-CSF1R complex. The coding region runs from base 156 to 3050 and encodes 964 amino acids. NCBI's taxonomy places the organism in Eukaryota, Metazoa, Chordata, Mammalia, Artiodactyla, Camelidae. Gene Ontology annotation, molecular function: macrophage colony-stimulating factor receptor activity; growth factor binding; ATP binding. The record is from RefSeq and is a predicted model, not a curated record. The transcript is spliced from 21 exons. Gene Ontology annotation, biological process: cell surface receptor protein tyrosine kinase signaling pathway; positive regulation of cell migration; regulation of MAPK cascade.